AUGAAUUCAAAGGAUAACUAUGAGAUAACGAAUUCCUCAGGUGAUAGUGAAAUUGAUAGUGAUAAUGAUUCAUUAUCCUAUUCAAGACCAAUAUUCGUUAGAAGAAAAGAAUCUGGUUGUGAUAAAGAGGUUUUCAAAUGUGAUGUUUCAAAGAAAGUCGUUGAUACUGUUGGCUCAGAAUUAAAAACUGAUCUCAAAUUGAAGUUUAUUCAAGCAACUGAUUUAAAGAAUAACAAUUCUUCUAAAAUAAAGCAGUUUUCUGUAGGGAAAAAGCAAAGCAUUAGGACAGGACAUUAUCGAGAAUAUGGGGAAAGUAUUCAAGGUUAUAAAUUAAUAAUUACCGAGGAAGAGUUGCAAAAAUUGGAGAAUCAAGAUACAGAGACGUCAGUUUUGUCGGAUGAUGACGAUGGAAUCGAUGUAUAUAAGUAUGAAAAUAGUAGUUUUGAUAACCGUGAGACAUUUCGAACAAUCAUUGAAAAUUAUUGGAACUCAACAAAAGACGACCUUAAGUUGCCAUUGUUGAAAUCAGUGAAAUUUAACGAUAUAGAUAUUAUUGAAUUAGAUGUAGAUUCGGUUAGGAGAUUUUACGAAAUGAGUUGUGUCCAAUUGAAUCGAGACUAUGAGGCUAUAAUUAAAGAAGAAAGAAUUAGAUGGCAUCCUGAUAAACAAGUGAAACUACUUUCCCUCGAUGACGGACAUUAUGAAGAGAAUUUCCGUAAAGUAACAAAACUUUUUCAAUUAAUUAAUUCAAUAUGGGAAGAGUUUGUUUAA
Vanderwaltozyma polyspora DSM 70294 is the source of this 771-nucleotide messenger RNA. RefSeq lists its product as uncharacterized. The coding region runs from base 1 to 771 and encodes 256 amino acids. The transcript has a single exon. Lineage: Eukaryota; Fungi; Ascomycota; Saccharomycetes; Saccharomycetales; Saccharomycetaceae. The record is from RefSeq and is a predicted model, not a curated record.